UGAUUUUACUUAAAGAAAUGUCAAUAAGCAAUGUCGAUAACUAUUAGUAAAUAAUUUAUAGUUGACAAAUAUGGAGUCUAUUAAGAUAACACCAUGACGUUUUGGCAGGGAUGGUUAAUAAUUCUGUAUAUUACACAAACAUCAGGGUAUGUAAACCUUCAAACAACAGACAACCCCUUAUGGACAAAGAAAUCUAGAUCGUUCAAACUGUCAUGUAAUGGCGAUAAAGAAAUGUUUUGGUACAAAGGUUCCGAACUCUUGGAAAGCAAUGACAAUGUAGUUAUCUCAAAGCAACGUCUGGUAACCGGAAGUACAGAGAAGCACGAGACGAAGAUUGCGAUCGACAAAGCCACUCCAACGGACAGUGGAACUUACAACUGCUCAGAUGGAACAGAACAAAAGAGCAUACAGAUCAAAGUUGUUCAAGGUCGUGUAAAGACAAAUCCCUCCAGUGGAAUAACAGCAUUUGAAGGUGAAACGUUAACUCUUGUUUGUGAGUAUGAAGGGGAUACCAGACUGGAUGUAAACUGGUACAAAGACCAGAAAGAAUCACUAGCUAGUCGCGGAUUUGUGUCCAGCAGACGAACAGUAUCCAAUCAGAAUGUUAAAACUACCUUACAGACAACUAAAACCCGACUCUCAAGUUCUGAUAGAGGUUCUUAUUACUGUGAAGCUGGUCCGUAUACCAAGACAAUAGCGAUUAAUGUUCUUAUCGAUUCUUGUAAUAAUCGUCUGGUUUCUGGAAUGACUGGUAUACCAGAUGACAAGAUUACAGCUUUAUCAUACUACAAAGAUAUUCUGCAUGACGACUCGCCGUAUUGCGCUCGUCUCAAUCAUACAAGCAAACCUCUUUGUGGUGGAUGGUCUCCCAUUGCUAUGAAUACGAGACAGUGGAUACAGGUGUCAUUUCCACAUUUUACCGUAGUACGAUCUAUAGUGACUGCGGGGAGAUAUACAACCGAAUCACGAAAUGAAUGGGUAACGGCUUACAGAGUUAUAUACAGUAAGGAUGGAAUAAACUGGGAUAAAUACAAAGAUAACAAAGGCAAAAUACUGAAUUUUGCAGCGAACUUUGAUAAAUCGACCCCGGUAUCUACUGUACUACCCAUACCUGUUGUUGCUAGAUAUCUUCGUCUACAACCGACAUCAUGGAACCAGAAGAUAUCUCUCAGAUUUGACGUGGUUGGAUGUUUACUACCUAGAGAGCUGCGUAUAACAAAGGAAGACACUGGGAAAUUAAACUUGCUCAUUCCGAAUCAUUUAGACAUCCAAUGUAACUACACUGGUCCAUUCAGACCUAACAUUGUGUGGUAUAAAGAUGGCGUUAGAAUCUUGGAUAGUUCUGGAUUCACGCAAACAGUAAACACGUCUUGGCUUGACGACAAGAUUGUGUCUACAGCUUCUCUGACAAGGGAGAUAACUAUGUACAAUGAUUCAGGACUGUAUACCUGUGUCGACAGAACGAGCAAACAAAAUAAGUCUGUCACAGUGGAAGCUGCACAAUUGAAAAUGAACCCAAAUUUUAAACGAGUAUGGGUUCUAAAAAAUACGGAGCUUGAAAUUUCUUGUAAAUAUUCUGGUUCAAAGACCAAACAAAUAUCAUGGACUCACAACAGCAAUAGAAAUGUACAAAGUUUAGGAUUUAAUGUGGUGACAAAAACCAAAUUUGAGCACAGUGUUUCCCACACUACAUCGACAAUAACCAAGGACACUACCACAUUGAAUAAUGUAAACAAUAUCACGUGUUCUGAAGGGGAUCUGUCUAGGACUAUACAAGUGAGAGUGUUGACAGGAGAGGGACAUUCACAGUAUUUGGUACUUGGUGAAGACUUGGUAUUAUCAUGUGAAAUAGGGAAAGUAGACGUCGCCACCGAAAUGUAUUGGACUAAAAAUCACAAGCCACUAAACAUGAUAGAAUCAUUGAGAGGGAAAUACAAAUACAGUUCUGACACUAUGACCUUAUCAAUUCAGAAUGCAGACAUAGUAGAUGCAGGUCAUUACGAAUGCAAUAUACUACUGGAAGUUGGGAGCAGCCAACAACAGCAUUUGACUUUACCCAUAGAAGUCAAUUCUAAACCUACGAUAACCCUGGAAGGACAGAAAGAGGUAAAGUCUGGAGACACGUUACAUCUAUACUGUAAAGUAACUGGUUACCCUGUUCCUACCAUAGCCUGGUAUAAAGAUGACAACCCAAUAACUGGUGGUGACAGAUUUAACUUUCUGCCUUACGAUGAAGCACAGAAAGGCCAUUUUGUUUUGUUUGAUAUUAAUUCGAGCGACAAGGGUAAAUACCAAUGUCGAGGAACUACAGCGGAAUCUGAAUUUGUAGAAUCGUUUCUGUUUAUAACAGUUAAAGGUAACUUAUUAACAGACAACUUGUUGAUUGUGUGUGUGGCUGUGACAGGUUCAGUAAUAGUUCUAGCUAUAGUAUGCUGUGCUGCAUGUAUCAGAUGUAAAUCAAAACAUAAGCAACCAAUGCUUAGGACUCCAUUGCAAAACAAACCUCUUCUAACAAGACGAUACGUUGAAAUGCAAGUUGUAACGCGUGACAAAAGUAUGACGUCAUUGGAAGAAAUUGACCAGCUUCCGCCUCCACCGCCGCCUGUUGAUCCAUGGGAGGAAGCAUCAACCAUAGACGAUUCUUCGUUGACAUAUGAACGAAUACCAAAAAUUCGCGACAGGCAAAUUUCGUCAGCUUAAAUAAGCUAACUUGAUCAACAUUUUCACAUUUGCAGAAAGUAUUCUACAAGAUGGAUAUUUUGCGUGUGUUAUGUGUAUAGAAUGACACUGAUUGAAACAUUAUGAUAUAAAACUAAUUAUCUUGUGUCAUUUGUGAUUC
Messenger RNA from Mytilus trossulus (common blue mussel), 2839 nucleotides. Its product is annotated as hemicentin-1-like. The record is from RefSeq and is a predicted model, not a curated record. The transcript has 14 exons. Bases 94 to 2700 code for a protein of 868 amino acids. Lineage: Eukaryota; Metazoa; Mollusca; Bivalvia; Mytilida; Mytilidae. Gene Ontology annotation, cellular component: plasma membrane. Gene Ontology annotation, biological process: homophilic cell-cell adhesion.